AUGGUUGCCGCUAUUGAUCCACGAUAUAAUAAUUCGGUACAAAUGCUUUUAGCACGACAACAAUGUAAUCCAAAUGCAUUAUACGAUUAUGCAACAAUUAGCUACGACGAUCUCUGUACUCCAUCAUCCAAUUACUAUCAUCAACCACAACAAAAUCAAUGCUACUUCAGUUGUAUAACACCUGUAACAUUUGUACCCAAUCCUAAUCUACCAUCUACUGUUAGGCCUGAAUUAGGAACACUUCAUUUUAGGCCACCACCCAAUUUUCCACCACCACCACCACCACCAUCUCCUCCACCACAACCUACAUCAACUUCGCUUCUUGCUGCUCGUCAUUCAUCUACACCAAUCUCAGCUGCUUCAACUGCUCGGAUAUCAGAUGAUUCGGCUUAUAGUGAUAGUUCCGCAUCAACCUUGCAAUGUCAUGGUGAAGUGGUGACAAAUAGAUCGGGAAUGCUGCUACGUAUGGAUUUAUCUAAAAAUCCACCCAUUUUUGUGCAAGGUUUAUAA
Messenger RNA from Loa loa (African eye worm), 510 nucleotides. RefSeq lists its product as hypothetical. The record is from RefSeq and is a predicted model, not a curated record. The transcript is spliced from 2 exons. NCBI's taxonomy places the organism in Eukaryota, Metazoa, Nematoda, Chromadorea, Rhabditida, Onchocercidae. Bases 1 to 510 code for a protein of 169 amino acids.